CACAACCCCGCGCGGACCGACUCAAGCCGCACUUCAGCUCACGCAAGCCUACCGACAACCCAGAACAAACGCGGCGGACAAACUUAGGAAACUUUUCUGGAAGUUGUCGGCAAAACACGAGGUAGGAGUCAGAAUUUAGCGGACGGUACAAGCGAAGUGGAGUUUUUUUCUUCUUCUACAAGUGGACACUUGACGAUGGUCCGGUUGCGCAGAGAAACAGCGAGUCUGUAGAAAGGGAUGGCGUCCGCAGGUGUUCUUCUGUCUGAGGAGCAGGUCCAGUGUUCCAUCUGCCUGGACGUGUACACCAAGCCCGUGUCCACGCCCUGCGGACACAACUUCUGCCUGACCUGUAUCAAAGACUACUGGGACACUUCUGACCAGUACUCCUGCCCCUUAUGUAAGGAGAAAUUCAACAUCAGACCUAAGCUUCGUGUCAACACCUUCAUCGCUGAAAUGGCCGACCAGGUCAAGAGUUUAGGUGUGGCUGAACCGACACCUCUCACCCAGAAACAAGCCCUUAACAACCCUGGUUUAGUGUCCUGUGACGUCUGCACUGGGGCAAAGCUCAAGGCUGUCAAGUCCUGCCUGGAGUGUCAGACGUCCUACUGUGAGACCCACCUGGAGCCUCAUCAGAUUGCCCCGGCCCUGAAGAAACACCAGCUGAUGGACCCUGUGGAGAACCUGGAGGACAGGGUGUGUCAGAAGCAUGGGAAACCCCUGGAGCUGUUCUGUAGAGCAGACCAGACGUGUGUGUGUCAGUUCUGUACUGAGACAGACCACAAGGCUCACGAGACUGUCCCCAUAGAGGAAGAGUCAGAGGCGAGGAAGACUCAGCUGAGGAAGAUGAAGGUCCAACUGGAGGAGAUGAUCCAGGGGCGACAACAGAAGAUGAAGGAACUGCAACUCUCAGCAGAGACCAAGAAGAUGGAGGCAGAGAAGGAUGUAGAAGAGAGCAGGCAGGUCUUCACUGCCCUCAUGCUCUCCUUUGAGAGAAGCCAGGACGAGCUGAUCGAGGUCAUUGAGGAGCAGCAGAGGGAAGUGGAGAAGAAGACUGCAGAGAUGAUUAAAGAGCUGGAGCAGGAAAUCACUGAUCUACUGAAGAGAAGCGCUGAUCUGGAGGAACUCUCUCACUCUGAAGACCACCUCCUCAUUUCCCAGAGCCUCCCUGCCCUCCGCUCCCUCCCAGAGAGCAAGGACAGGGCUGGGGUCAGAGUUCAAGGGGAUCUGUGUGUGGAGCCUGUGUUGAAAGCUCUGUCUCAGCUGGAGAAGAUGGUCCAGGAAGUGACGCUGCCUGACAUCAAGCUGAGGUGGAUGAAGAAGUGUGGGGUGGAUGUGACUCUGGACCCGGACACGGCACACCCUGAUCUCAUCCUCUCUGCAGACAGGAGACAGGUGAAACUGGGAGAAACAAAUCCGAAAAUCCACGACAAACCAGGCAGGUUUGACUAUGUUGUCUGUGUUCUUGGAAAAGAAGGCUUCUCCUCCGGGAGGUUCUACUAUGAGGUGGAGGUGAAGGAGAAGACCCGGUGGAUUCUCGGCGUGGCCAAAGAGUCCAUCAACAGGAAGGGGCCAUUUAAGCGCAGUCCUGCUAAGGGACACUGGGCUGUAGGCUUGAUGGGUGAUACUGGGUACACAGCUCAUGCUGGACCUGAUCUUCCUCUCUCCCUGAGCCAGAAGCCCCAGAAGGUGGGGGUGUUCGUGGACUACGAGGGGGGGGAAGUCACCUUCUAUGAUGUGGAGGCCAGGUGCUGUAUCUACUCCUUCACUGGAUGGGUCUUCAGAGAGAAGAUGUUCCCCUGCUUCUCCACUGGGCUUAACAAUGACGGCAGAAACUCUGGACCCCUCAUCCUCAGUCCUGUCCUGUAAGCCCCACCUCAU
Messenger RNA from Osmerus eperlanus (European smelt), 1878 nucleotides. Its product is annotated as E3 ubiquitin-protein ligase TRIM39-like. The transcript is spliced from 2 exons. Bases 238 to 1866 code for a protein of 542 amino acids. NCBI's taxonomy places the organism in Eukaryota, Metazoa, Chordata, Actinopteri, Osmeriformes, Osmeridae. The record is from RefSeq and is a predicted model, not a curated record. Gene Ontology annotation, molecular function: zinc ion binding; protein binding.